Molecule: messenger RNA, 2569 nt
Organism: Dreissena polymorpha
Lineage: Eukaryota; Metazoa; Mollusca; Bivalvia; Myida; Dreissenidae
Exons: 6
Coding region: 65-748 (227 amino acids)
Source: RefSeq, a predicted model, not a curated record
CACUGACUGCUCUAGUUACGGACAUUGCGAGUUAAGCAACAGUGCGAUCAUUUUUGAAGUAAUAAUGCUGGCCGGAAAGAUCGGUUUGGUGAUUCUUCUUGGUGUCGCUGUGACACAAGUUCUGACAGAGAAUUGUGAUGCUCACGCUGUCCUUGAGAGAUAUCUGUCGUGUACUCAAAGUCAAAUCGGGAUAUCUGAUGCCACGAAAGCCACCAAGUUUGUGAUUGAUUUGUGUCAAAAUUUUGAAUGUGCCAUCAAGUGCAUGACAGACAAGGUGGGCACUUGCUUCAAAACCGAUGGCUCUUUUAUCUAUGAUCCGGUAGUAUUCAAAGUGUCAUCUCGAGUGAUGUGCAACCACAAACAAAAAAUGCUGGAUGUUUUAGAGCUUUGCAGCACGCACAUUUUCGAAAAUAACGCCUGCUUCUCAACGUUUGUGGACCAAUUUGCGAAUUCUUAUGAAGACUUUCUGGAUGGGAACUAUUCGAGCUACAAGACGGCAGCUUGCAAUGCAUUCAAUACCUUGGUGGGAUGCUUUGAAAGCGACCCAAUCAUGGCGUCAGGAACGUGCACUUCUGACCUUGCGGCAUUCGCAACGGAUGUCUUCGUUGUUUCCUACAGCUACUCCGAAUGCGGUAUUGCACAAACCCACGAUUACUUCACUACAUACGCCGGUGACAUCACUUGUGGUGCGAAUCGAGUUGCCAUGACAAUGGCAUACGUCAUAUCCGCUUUAAUUUUUGUGUUUUGAGCAAUGCUUUAUUGAUUGACUUAACUAUUAAUACCAUGGUAAAGAUUUUAAUUGUAAAGUUACUUAUGAUAUACAUGUUUAUAGUAUACACUAGUAUUUCGUCUUCAAAAACGACGAUUUGCUGACUUAAAAUUUGAAAUUAAUAAUGGCAUGACUAUAUGAUAUUUUUAAUUCUAAAAUAUUCAAUAAACAAAAGUUGUUCAAUUGGUAAUUCGAUUAUACAGCACUGACCCUUUAAUAGUUUUUUAUGCCCACGGAUCGAAUGAUCGGGGGUAUAUUGUUUUUGGCCUGUCUGUCAUUGUAUGUGUGUGUAUGUGUGUGUCACUGUGUGUGUGUGUCCAAAACUUUAACAUUGGUCACAACUUUUGCAAUAUUGAUGAUAGCAACUUGAUAUUUGGCAUGCAUGUGUAUCUUAUGGAGCUGCACAUUUUGAGUGGUAAAAGGUCAAGGUCAUCCUUCAAUGUCAAAGGUAAGACAAUCAAAUCUGCGCAGUAGGGGGGCAUUGUGUUUCUUACAAACACAUCUCUUUUUUUUUUUUAUUUUACACUAUUGCCUCUUUAAUUAUUUGUGUUUUUUUUUUAAGUCAUCGUGUCAUCGGUUCUAAAUUAUGUAAUCCGAUCCACUUUCACUGUUUUAGGCUACAUGCAUAAGUCAUCGAUUUGUAUCAUUUAACUUUUUAAAUAUUUUAUCUCUGACGGGCGUUUCUUGUUUGAUAUAUUUGUUUAGCAGUCACAUAAAUAACCAAGCUUUGCAAUAUGGAUCCUGCACACCCAUUAUUGCUGCUUCUUCUUGUAUUGUCACGAUGAUGAUCUGAAAUAUUAAUUAUAGGAUGCUAUAUUCUUAAAUCUUUUUCUUAAAAGAAGAGAUGUAGUUAACACUUGUUCGUAAUUUCAUUUCAUCGUUCCUCAAAAAGUUGUUGAUCUGUUGCUCUGGUCUUCUUUCUUACAUUUAUUAAAUGGUAAUGUAAAUGAAUGAUUCCCUUGUAUUAUUGUUUAAUUUGAGUUGCAAUGCUAUGAGGAUAAAUUUAAUUAACACUUUUAUGUAUCAUGAAUAUUGCUGGGCCAAGUGUGAGGUUGAGCGCUCUUAAACCGGUUUAAACCCCCAAUGCUGUGCAUUGACCGUUCUCAGGCGUUGACCCCAGCUUUAUUCGUCUAUGUGUGUAUGUUGUUUCGUAUUGUGCUGUUUCGUACUGUUUUGGCAAUUUGUCACUUGAAGGACCAACUAAUUGUUUAUAAUGAGAAUGCAAUACUACUCCAGCAGAUGGAGUUUCACUUCUUUAUAUUGACACUUUAUAUUAUGAUUUUUAAAAAAAAGAUGCUAAAUCACGAGUCAAUGUAUUGAUAAAAAUCCGAGAUUUUCAAUAUUUAUUGACGCAUUGUCAAUUUUAUUGACAAGUGUUUUGCACCCUUCAAUAAUAUUCAAUCAAUAUGUAUAGUCUCGUCAAAAUUUCUGUACAGUCAACAUGGCUUAAAAGGGCAAAAAAAUAUUCUUUCAAUAUUAUUGAGUCAAUAAAAUUGACAUUGAUAUUGUGUGUGGAUGGGGGGGGGGGCUUUAAAGGGCAACAAAUAUUCUGUCAAUAUUAUUGAGUCAAUAAAAUUGACAAUGAUAUUGUCUGUGGAUGGUGGGCUUAAGUGGUCAAUACCUUAUUUAUGGAGAUUGCUGUACCCAAACCGUGUUUAAAAACGUGUUAAAUGUUGUCUAAAACAGUAUGAUUACAUAACAUUGUUAUUAUGUUUAUCUUUCAUGGCUGUAUUAUUUUGUUACUAAGAUUGUUACAGGAGACUUCUUAAUCGGAACUAAUUAAUAAAUGUGAUCUUACUU